Messenger RNA from Striga hermonthica, 2328 nucleotides. The record is from the annotation of a GenBank genome assembly. NCBI's taxonomy places the organism in Eukaryota, Viridiplantae, Streptophyta, Magnoliopsida, Lamiales, Orobanchaceae.
AUGAAGAACAGAAAAAGGGAAAAUGAGAACUUUACCUCGGCCCCGACCAACUCCAUGGAGACGAUUGGAACCAGCCACUCGAGCCCAGCUCAGCACCCGCCUGAAGCUUGUCUAGACCUUGUCGACCGACGAGAGCGGCGAAGCACUACACCGGAGAGAACAGACAGCGCUUCAAGAGACGACCGGCACAGCCUGGUGACGGCCGUCACCGUGGUGUCCCGGAAAGCCCGGAAAGGGAGAGGCGCCGGCAAAUUUAGAGCUAAGUCUCCCAAGGCUGUGUGGACCAGGAAACAGCAAUGCCCGUGUGGCGAUUGGAAAUGUUUCGCAACAUACGAUGGGGAUUUGGACAAAACCGAUUCAGGACCCCAAUCAGUCAAAAACGACUUGGGUCCAGUCGAAAGCAUGAUUGUCCCAUACGUAGGGAUGAUUUUCAAGAGUGAUGACGAGGCAUUCGAGUAUUACGGGAAUUUCGCCAGAAAAAACGGGUUCUCGAUUAGAAAAGAGAGGUCGAGGUUGAGUCCCCAAUUGGGCGUCUACAAAAGGGAUUUUGUUUGCUACAGGUCUGGUUUUGCACCCGCCCGCAAAAAACAGAUGGGUGACCACCAUAGGGACAGAAAAUCUGUUCGGUGUGGCUGUGAUGCUAAAAUGUACCUAUCCAAGGAAGUUGUGAAUGGGAUUUCUCAGUGGUUUGUUGUGCAAUUUAGCAACAUACACAAUCACGAGCUUUUGGAGGACGAACAGGUUCGUCUGCUGCCGGCUUAUCGUAAGAUUCGAGAGGCGGAUCAAGAGAGGAUACUUUUGCUCUCGAAAGCCGGUUUUCCGAUACACCGGAUUGUGAAGGUACUCGAACUGGAAAAGGGAACUGAGGGCGGGCAACUGUCUUUUCUCGAGAGAGACGUGAGGAAUUUCAUCCAGAACCGGAAGAAGGUCGUUCAGGAGAACGAUGCUUUGUUGAGCGAGAAAAGGGAAAACGACUUGCUUGAUCUUCUCGAGGCAUGUCGGGCGAAUAAAGAGGCUGACCCGUACUUUGUUUACGAUGUUGCCCUUGAUGAAAACGAGAAGGUUGAGAAUAUUGCUUGGUCUUUUGGAGAUUCUGUUCGUGCUUAUGAUGUGUUUGGUGAUGUUGUUUACUUUGACUCCACGUACCGUUUGGUGAGUUACAGAAUGCAUUUUGGAGCGUGGCUCGGGAUAAGCAAUCAUGGGAAAAUUCUCCUGUUUGGGUGUGUGUUGUUGCAAGAUGAGAAUCCAAGGGCAUUUUCUUGGGCAUUACAGGCUUUUCUUCGGUUUAUGAAAGGAAGGCCUCCGCAAACGAUAAUAACGGAUGUUGACCUUGGUCUAAGAGAAGCCAUACGAAGUGAGCUGAAAAAUACAAAGCACGCCAUUCCCUUGCACAAUAUACUGCCUAGAAUAUCCCGCUGGUUCUCGGCUCCGCUUGACCUGAGGUUUCAGGAAUUUAAAUAUGAGUUUGAAAGGCUGUGUCAUCUAGAAAGUGCCGAUGAAUUCGAAUUUCGGUGGAAUCAGAUGAUUUCCCGCUUUGAAAUCAGUUCGGAUGAGCACAUAGCUUUACUCAAUUCCUUCCGCAUGUGUUGGGCUUUAUCUUAUGCAAGGGGUUUCUUUCUUGCAAGAAUGGAUUCUACAUCUUAUCGGAGAUCAGUCGAUGCAUUUUUGAAAGAAAUAAUCAAUACACAAACAUGUUUGCGUGGAUUAAUGGAGCAGGUGGCAUUAUUAUCAAAUUACAGAACUCUGUCAAAUGAAGCACAAUACUCACCUCUUAAAACAUGCUUACCUAUCGAAGAGCAUGUGCGUGGUAUUUUCACACCUUUUGCGUUUCACAUGAUACAACAUGAGAUGCUUUUAUCAUUGCAAUAUGCAGCAUCAAAAAUGACAAACGGGUCGUAUCUUGUGAGCCAUUUCAAGAAGGUGGAAGGAGAGCGUUUAGUUAUAUGGAUGCCUGAUGACGAGCAAAUUCACUGCUCUUGCAAGGAAUUCGAGUCGAGUGGAAUUUUAUGCAGGCAUGCCCUUAGAGUACUUUUGUUCAAGAACUAUUUCCAACUUCCGAGCAAAUACCUUUUGGGUCGAUGGAGUCAAGAGAGCUUACUUUUUGGCGAGAGUGAACAAAGUAAUGCGAAUAUCAAGGACGAAUGGUAUCGGGAGUUCAAUUCUCUUACAGGGACAUUGUUUUCUGAAGCAAUGCUAUCUAAAGAGAGGUCUGAUUUUGUUCACAGGGAACUUAAUAAGGAGCUCACGAGGCUUAUUGCUCAAGUGAGAGACAUGCCACCUGCCAAUGCUGUUGGCAUGGACAUUAGUUUUUCGUCCACUGUAGUCUGA